AUGGCCUUGGCCAUCGCGCUCCUCCUCUCGGGGGUUCUGCUCCCCUGCUGGGGAGAGUUCGCACUCUUUAAAAAGGGGUCUACAAAGGCAAACGGGGCUAGGUGCUCCCACCACUCUGAGUGUUUCAGUGACUGCUGUCUCAUCAACUUGGACUCUGGUGGCGCCUUCUGUGCCCCUCGGGCCAGAAUAACCAUGACGUGCUUGCCCCAGACCAGGAGCGCCAUCAACAUCGUAUGUCCCUGCCGAGUAGGCCUGAAAUGCAUACAAAAGGACCCAGACUGUAGCCGUAGGUGCCAUUUGAUUUAG
Messenger RNA from Bubalus bubalis (water buffalo), 306 nucleotides. RefSeq names its product colipase like 2 (gene CLPSL2). NCBI's taxonomy places the organism in Eukaryota, Metazoa, Chordata, Mammalia, Artiodactyla, Bovidae. Gene Ontology annotation, cellular component: extracellular region. The record is from RefSeq and is a predicted model, not a curated record. Gene Ontology annotation, molecular function: enzyme activator activity. The transcript has 3 exons. Bases 1 to 306 code for a protein of 101 amino acids. Gene Ontology annotation, biological process: lipid catabolic process; response to food; digestion.